Messenger RNA from Epinephelus lanceolatus (giant grouper), 3259 nucleotides. It is a transcript of the gene clcnk, whose product is annotated as chloride channel K. Gene Ontology annotation, biological process: transmembrane transport; chloride transport. Lineage: Eukaryota; Metazoa; Chordata; Actinopteri; Perciformes; Serranidae. Gene Ontology annotation, cellular component: plasma membrane. The record is from RefSeq and is a predicted model, not a curated record. Gene Ontology annotation, molecular function: voltage-gated chloride channel activity.
UGUACACAUGAAUGGACAUAUAACACCUGCAGUGCAACCAGAAGAAGAACAUGAAGGACCUGGAUGAUGCACCUUCUGGGAGGGAAAUCAUUAGAAAGAACAACAACUGGGAGCGAGAAAAUCAAUCAGAGACAGCCCAUAAUAAGACUCCUCUCCUUGGUGAUCCAUGGAAACCAUGCAGACGGUCCCGCGCAACUGUCAAAGUGUGGCUGCUGAAGCUGAGGUGUUGUUUGGAAACAGUGUGUGGGAUGGAGUGGUAUGGCUAUGCUGCUCUUGGCAUUUUGACUGCCAUCCUCAGCUUCCUGACGGACCUCUGUGUGGCAAAACUGCUGGGAGCUCACCAGUGGCUUUAUAUGAAGUUGGAGGGAAAUAGUCUGCUGCAGUUCUUCUGCUGGACUCUUUACCCAGCAUGCCUCUGUGCUGUUGCAUCAUCAUUCUCCCACAACAUCUGUCCCUUCUCCACAGGCUCGGGGAUACCAGAGGUGAGGACUAUGCUGGCCGGUAUUGAAAUGCCUCAUUACUUGUCUCUCACUAAUAUGUUUACCAAGUUCCUGGGCCUUAUCUGCACACUGGCAGCUGGCAGCACUGUUUUCUUGGGCAAAGUGGGUCCAUUUGUGCAUCUCUCCACCAUGGUUGGAGCCUACCUGAGCAAACUCUGCACUCUUACACAAGCCAAUAAGAAGGAAAAAGCUGCUGGAGAGAUGCUGGUUGUAGCUGCUGCAGUCGGUGUAGCCAGCUGCUUUGGCGCACCCAUCAGCGGUGUGUUGUUCACAGUGGAAGUUAUGUGUUCUCACUUCGCCCUGAGGCAUUACUGCCCGUGUUUCUUCUCAGCCGCCUGUGGAGCAUUGACCUUCCGCCUGUUCUCAGUGUGGAGCGGAGAUUCAGAGACUCCUCAGGCGCUGUUCAAAACUAAUUUCCCCACUGCUUUACCUUUCUACCCGAUGGAGAUUCUGCUGUUUGCCUUCCUGGGGCUGCUGUGUGGCGCCCUGAGCUGCUGCUACCUCUUCUGCCAUCGGUGGAUCCUGCGAUUCACCAAAACAAACCCGACCUUCAUCAAAAUGCUGACGAUACAGAAGGGUCUAUACUCAGGCAUGGUGGCCUUCCUCCUGGCGUCGCUGACGUUUCCUCACUUUGCUGGACAAUACAUGGCUUCUAAGCACACCAUGAAGCAGCUCCUAACCUCCUUACUGGAUAGCAGGCAGUGGAGCUCUCAAUCUCACAAUGCCUCUGUUCAGCUGGGGCCCGAGCCUCUGUUGGAGUGGAAUUCAUCAGGGAGUCCAGUCUUCCUUCCUUUGGCUGUCUUUCUGCUCAUGAAGAUGUGGAUGUUGGUCCUUGCCUGUACUCUGCCUCUGCCAGCUGGAUACUUCAUGCCAGUGUUUGUCUAUGGGGCAGCUUUGGGCCGUUUGCUCGGAGAAGGAGUAGCUUAUGUGUCUUCCACUGGACUGACUUCAGGCCAGCAAUGGGCUUCUAUAAAUCCUGGGGGUUACGCACUUGCUGGUGCAGCAGCCUUCUCUGGGGCUGUGACACACACCCUGUCCCCAGCUCUCCUGGCAUUAGAGUUAACAGGCCAGUUCAGCCACGCUCUACCCAUCCUACUCGCCACUCUGCUGGCCAAUGCCGUGGCUCGCUCUGGGCACCGCCCAUCUUUCUAUGAUGCACUCACAAUCAGCAAGAAGCUCCCACACCUGCCCUCUCUGAUGAAGGCAUGCCCCCGGCUUCCCUCCACACCAGUUGGACAGGUUUUGGGAGUGAAAUCAGUGCGGCUUCAGAAAGCAGCUGGGCCAGUGGAGGUUCAGCAUGCUGUCAACACCAGCACUGACGCACAAAUCCCUGUGCUGGACUCACAUGAGUCGCAGAUUAUCCUGGGCUUUGUUCUCCGAUCAGAGCUGCUGAUGUUCCUGCGUCACUGUAAGACUGAGACUCUGGAGAAACAUCUGGAUGAUGUCUGCAGCAUUUACCCAACCUCUGUCUUGUUAUCACCUCACAACACUGUUCAGGAGGCCCACAGUAUCCUGAGUCUGGUUGGAGCUCAGACCUUGUUUGUCGCAGACAGGGGGAGGCUGGUCGGACUCAUCACAUGGCCAGAGAUGAAGAGAAUAUUAGAAGACUUGGCCACAGAAAUCUAAGCAUCAGCACUCAGGAUUACGCUAUGAAAAUCACGUUGCAGACCACUGAAAUAUUCUUGGGAGAAGUAAACCAUCACAUAUCCACCACAACAAUAUUGCCUGGUUUGACAAAGCUGCAUCAACAUCUUGUCAUGAUUGAAGCUGGGUGUCAUUUAAAAAAAUACAAUACCAGUCUCAAUACUGUGAAAGUGAUACAGAAACCAAUAGAAUAAUUCAUUUGAUUACUUUAUUUUUCUACAUUUGAUACCAUCAUGUGAAUGGAGGCAUUGAGUUGUGAAAAGAGCCACCAGACACCACAGGCGUGUAAUGUAGCCAUUCUUUUGAAUAUUUUGGCAUCUCAGCACGAUGAACUGUCUGCUUCAUCAAAUACAUCGUGCUUGACUACACCUCACCACAGACUGUAUGGGUUGCAGCUGCUGCUGUAGUGGUCCAAUCACACAUCACAUUAAAUGCUUGCGAGCACAAUAGUCAUUUUUUUCUAGGUCUGGGUUCAAACAAGAUCAAAUGCGAGUAUCGUUUGAAUAAAGAAGUUUCAAUACUACUUGGCACUGGGUUAUUUCAAUCAAUACCUCAAAGAUAUCAAUUAUCAAUACCCUGCCCAGUUUUGCUAAAUCCAUUAGUAUAUAUUUGAUAUCGGUUUCUUAUGCUGUCAGCCAAACAGCACACAGAGAAGCACCAUGAUUGUCCUGAACCAACCAAAAGCAACUAAGCUGAACUAAUCAGUAGAAACGAGUGAGUAGAUCUACCUAGCUAAUGUUACCUAGCUGAUAUAGCUCACUGCAGGCCUCAUUUGUUGUAGUAGUGACCCACAACUUAAUGCAAUCCACUGUCUGCAUGUCUGUGUAUGUGACAUAAACCUAACUGUUCUUAGUAAUGUUAAAUGUCCACAAAGACCAAUGUUAUGUUACCAUGUCAUGGAGAGAGGAACUCAGCUUGACAGAUGGGCCGACCUUACAAUGUCCAGCCUGCUCGGACCAGUGGCACCAGUCGGUUUCGACUGGGAGACGAACCGAGCCGGUGGACGAGACAAUAACUGAGGCCCAAACUGUGAAAGUCAGGUCAACAUUUCACCAAGACAACGAUGGUUAGAAACCAAAGCCGAACUAUAGGCUUCACAUCACAGUGUAAAAGUG